AUGCUAACGUCUAUACUGGCUGCUUUGGCAGCUGCUCUCACAAGCUCGCUGAGCAUCGCCGCUCCGGUCACGGACAGGUCAUUUGUUGAAUAUCCGGAUCAGAUGACUAACGGUACUGUCUAUUCCAUCAGUCCAUUCUCUCCAAAGGUCUUCGUUCGAACUGAUGAAUUUGAGCUGAAUUUUAAAUCUUGCAUUGAGUUCUCCUACAAACUCAUGGAGAAUAAAGUUCGUCUUCGUGCAUACACCUGCUUGCUGUCUGAGGGUGGUUUCUGUACUCUCGAUAAAUUCGCCUAUCCUAAAGACAAAGAAGGAUGUGCUUAUUUACGUCCAUGGCUCUAUGCACACGACAGGUAUUCGUUCUAUUUUGCACUAGAACGUCGUCCACGGAGAUACCGUAUCGGUAAAAAGAAGCCCCAUCGGAUGUGGAAACGAAAUGGCCAACUAUCGGCCACUCCUUUUGGACAACUUGAACUCAAAGGAAUCGUGCCAUGUGAUCAGGUGUGUGGUAAAAACACGGUCGAUAAUCGUACCGGUUAG
Molecule: messenger RNA, 537 nt
Organism: Cooperia oncophora
Lineage: Eukaryota; Metazoa; Nematoda; Chromadorea; Rhabditida; Trichostrongylidae
Source: the annotation of a GenBank genome assembly